GUCAUAACCUCAGAGUUCCAGGAAGUAACACGGCAAUUCGUUAUAACGCCAUAUACUGAGCUGAAACCUUGCUUGUUGUCAACUCAUUUCAUUUUUACAUAUAUCAGAUAUUCUUUACAAAUCAUGGCAUAUCCGUCACCUGCCGGUUGGAACCCAGCGAUGGGCGGUGGUGGCUGUGGCGCUUACCCUACACCGGGGGCGGCCUAUCCGCAGAUGUGCUACCCUCAACAAGGAGCGACCAAGCCGAUAUUAAACCCCAGCAUUCCUUUUCUGGGUCAAAUCCCCGGAUGUACGAGACCUGGGAAAAUGGUAGUCAUACAGGGAAGUGUUCCCCGAAAUGCCGACAGGUUUGGUAUAAACUUUCAGAUUGGUGCCAGUACUAAACCACGUGCAGACAUUGCAUUCCACCUUGCAAUCCGAGUAAAGCUUGGGCAUAUUGUUAGGAAUACGUUGACAAACGAGAAAUGGGGUGUUGAGGAACGUGGCGUGCCUUACCAGCCAUUCGUACCUGGUCAAAACUUUGAGAUUAUGAUCCUGGCUGACAAAGAAGAAUUUAAGGUUGCUGUCAACGGUCAGCAUUACAUUACGUAUAAACACCGUGUCAGACCUCUGAAGAAGAUCGACUAUCUUGCUAUCAUUGGUGACGUCACAAUCACAUCUGUGAAAUUCCAGGAUGAACAGGUUGCAGCAGGUGGGACCCAAGUAGCUGCUGCCCCGGUAGGACCCAUUGUAAAUCCUUCAACUCCAUAUAUUGGACCAAUACCGAACGGAAUAUUUCCUGGUAAAAUGGUUAUAAUAAACGGGACAGCGCCUCCCAAUCCCACCAGGUUCGGUGUAAACCUCCAGAUUGGACACAACCAGGACAAGAGUCACGAUAUCGUAUUCCACUUCAAUCCACGAUUCCCAGCUAAUGCAAUUAUCUGCAAUACCAGACAUGGCAAGAAAUGGGGACCAGAAGAGAAAACUGCUCCUUAUUUUCCAUUUCAAGCGAAUACUAAUUUCGAAAUUAUCAUAUUGUGCCAGAAUGACUGUUACAAAGUAGCUGUCAAUGGCAGGCAUUUGUUGGAAUAUCGUCACCGAAUUGCUUACCAGCAAGUUAAUACUUUACACGUUGGUGGCGAUGUUCGUAUAAACCAGAUACGUUAUCAAUAGGUUCGUAGUCUCCCAGUAAGUCAGAAUGUUGUUGAUUUUACGAUAUCAGCAACUUAGUAUGAGUUCAGAUUCAAUUUAUGUACAUGGGUUACGAGAUAAUCGGAAGUUUUUUGUAGCACACACAUUAAUAUUCAUUAAUGACAUAAUGACAUUGCAAAAGAACAAAUGUUUUAAAUUAAUGUAUUUACUAUUAUUCAUAGUACUGGUGGUUGGGCGAGGUGGUGCUGUUAACGAAUGCUAGUACAUUGGACCAAAUCUUUUCUUUUAUUUUUAUGUAGUAUAUUUAGUAUAUUUUACAAGAUGGCGGAACAACUUUGUAAUUGAGCCAGAAAAUGAAUGUACAAUGAGGAUGGCAUCAGCAGAUGUCAGAUUCAUGUGUAAUUGCCUUGCCCGUAGUGUAGUGUAAACAAAGGGGAAGGUAAAGUAAGGUUUUGGCAUUGUUGUUGUUGAUAACUUAAAUAAUUUUUACAUGAUCGGUUUCAAAUUUAUAUGUUAUAAACAAACAUGCAAAGAUGGUCAAGUUU
Molecule: messenger RNA, 1676 nt
Organism: Saccoglossus kowalevskii
Lineage: Eukaryota; Metazoa; Hemichordata; Enteropneusta; Harrimaniidae
Product: galectin-8-like
Molecular function (GO): carbohydrate binding
Source: RefSeq, a predicted model, not a curated record